Molecule: messenger RNA, 921 nt
Organism: Lodderomyces oxycetoniae
Lineage: Eukaryota; Fungi; Ascomycota; Pichiomycetes; Serinales; Debaryomycetaceae
Exons: 1
Coding region: 1-921 (306 amino acids)
Biological process (GO): vesicle fusion; intracellular protein transport
Cellular component (GO): SNARE complex; membrane; endomembrane system
Molecular function (GO): SNARE binding; SNAP receptor activity; phosphatidylinositol binding
Source: RefSeq, a predicted model, not a curated record
AUGUCGAUAACAAUCCCUUCGGAAAUAGAUAUAGAUGGAUCAACAUACUACCAAAUAGAUAUAAAGCUACCGCUUCGCUCAUAUCUGAUCAAAAGAAGAUAUUCUGAUUUUAAUCAUUUGGUUUCUUCACUAUGCCAUCAUCUUGGGAUUAAUCAAAAGGAUUUUCCUCACCUAUUACCAGGCAAGAGAAUAAAUUGGCUCAACAAGGGGCAUGUGGUGGAGGAAAGAAAACGUGAAUUGGCCCAGUUUCUCAACAACAUGAUUUGCGAUAAAUCUUUGCACAAUGAACCCGAGUUUCUUUGCUUUUUACAAUUGCCAAAAAAUUUCAGAUUUCAAGAUAAGCCAGAAAUCACCAAUGAUAAUUGGUACGAGAUAUAUAGAAAAUUGAAAAACGAUUUGAUUAAUGAAAGCGCUGGUGAUGAGAAAAAUGUCAAUUUGGUGAGACUAAAGGAGAGAAUGCGAAAUAGCUAUCAACCAACAAUUGACAACCUUUCCAAAGCUGUCCGCGGAGACAAUAAAGAGGAAACGCUGAAAAAGAAAGCAUUGGUAACUCAGCUUCAGAAUAUACUAGAUCAAUUACAGAUUUACGAGCAUUCUAAACCUAGGGACAACAAUACAGAGAGAAGAGUUCUUGGAGGAGGAGGAGGAGGAGGAUCCAAAAAAAAUCUGGCAACGGAGACAGAGGAGACAAUAUCACUAAACAACCGCGAACUAUUACAACAUCAAGUACAAAUUCAAAAAGAUCAGGAUAAAGAGUUGGAGCAUUUGAGAAUGAUGAUUUCAAGACAGAGACAAAUUGGCGAAACCAUCAAUACUGAAGUUGAGGAGCAAAACUAUAUUUUGGAUAAAUUCAACGAGGAGGUGGAGAAUACAACAAAUAAAGUACAACAAGCCAGAAGAAGAGCUAGAAAGAUUUUAUAA